AUGAAGCAGAAAAAAAAGAAACUAAACAUCACAAUAAAGGCUCAGCGUCUUAUGACGGGUGGAAGUUGUCCAGUAACGAUACCUAAUGAUCCAGUCAUGGAUGCUAUGGAUGCCGCAACUCCAAACUUGGAUCUUGAAGUAUGGUAUCCAUAUGACAGUACCGCUGAAUUCGAAAAAGAAUAUAAUAUAAAAAGUGAUUCAGGGAAAAGGCAAAUAAUUAUAAGUGAUGAUGAGGAUGAUGCCGUGCCUGAUGUGCCUAAAAAAUUUGAUACUUCAAAACUCAUCAACACGAAGAUAAUAAAAUCUAAUUCAAAUGAUAUAGUAAAUAUAAGCAGAAACGUCAACAAUUCUAAAGUAGCUUUUCAGCCUGAUGUAGGCAAUGAACUUAAAAAUAUACGUGACGAAAAAGAGUUACGGUUGAUAAAACUUCGUGAAGGUAUUGAACAGCAACGGGAACUGUAUGCUAUAAAAUUGAAGGUUGCAGAUGCUGAAUUGAAAAUUACAUUGCUGAAACUUUCCUUAACAGAAGAGACAGUCCAACUGCAAUCUGAGGGAACUGUGAUUACAGAGUAAUCUUGUGAUAUUUAAUUAAGCUUUCAUAUGUUA
Molecule: messenger RNA, 606 nt
Organism: Trachymyrmex cornetzi
Lineage: Eukaryota; Metazoa; Arthropoda; Insecta; Hymenoptera; Formicidae
Exons: 3
Coding region: 1-573 (190 amino acids)
Source: RefSeq, a predicted model, not a curated record